AUGUUACCAUCCCAAAGGAAGAUAUCUUCAUCACAGGCAACCGAAAUAGAUUUAGCCGAAAAAUCUGGAAUCCGUCUUAAUGCUGCAUUUGAGCUCAUGGGUAAUGAAGUUGGUGGAAGGGAGUCGCUUGGGUUUACAAAACUUGACCAAAAAAAUUAUUUGAGAACGAAGAGGCAAAACAGUUUAGCAUAUGGGGAGGCAGGUAGCAUUUUGCAAUAUUUUCGUGACAAAUCAUUGGAGAAUCCAUCUUUUUUUUACUCGGUCCAAUUAGAUAACGAGGAGCAGAUUACGAACAUAUUUUGGGCCGAUGCUCAGAUGAUCAUGGAUUAUGGGCAAUUUGGUGAUGUUGUCACUUUCGACACUACUUACAAGUUAAAUAGUGCACAUAGACCCUUUGCGUCUUUUGUUGGAUUGAACCAUCAUAGGGAAACUGUGGUAUUUGGUGCAGCUUUGAUGUAUGAUGAGACUGCCGAUUCUUUCGUAUGGCUUUUUAGAAGAUUCUUGGAGGCAAUGUCAAGUAAGGCUCCAAAAACAAUUUUUACGGAUCAGGAUGCUGCAAUGGCUAAGGCCAUACCUAUUGUCAUGCCUAACACAACCCACCGCCUUUGCACUUGGCAUUUGAUGCAAAAUGCAUUAAGGCAUGCAAAUUCUAUCUUCAAGGAUAAGUCGAUGAAGGAUAAGGGGGUGAAGAGUGUUUUAUACACGUUUAUGUACGACAUUGAGGAUGAGGAAGAGUUUAUUUAA
Messenger RNA from Camellia sinensis, 744 nucleotides. NCBI's taxonomy places the organism in Eukaryota, Viridiplantae, Streptophyta, Magnoliopsida, Ericales, Theaceae. The record is from RefSeq and is a predicted model, not a curated record.